This is a messenger RNA of Pan troglodytes (chimpanzee), 636 nucleotides long. It is a transcript of the gene CLPS, whose product is annotated as colipase. Gene Ontology annotation, molecular function: enzyme activator activity; lipase binding. The transcript is spliced from 4 exons. NCBI's taxonomy places the organism in Eukaryota, Metazoa, Chordata, Mammalia, Primates, Hominidae. Gene Ontology annotation, biological process: response to food; lipid catabolic process; digestion. Bases 176 to 472 code for a protein of 98 amino acids. The record is from RefSeq and is a predicted model, not a curated record. Gene Ontology annotation, cellular component: extracellular region.
GUCUCCUGCCACCCACACCAGCUGUCCCACUCGACAUGGAGAAGAUCCUGAUCCUCCUGCUUGUCGCCCUCUCUGUGGCCUAUGCAGCUCCUGGCCCCCGGGGGAUCAUUAUCAACCUGGCUGGAGUGUAGUGGCACAAUCUCGGCUCACUGCAAUCUCUGCUUCCCGGGUUCAAAUGAUUCUCCUGCCUCAGCCUCCCAAGAAGCUGGGAUUACAGGAGAACGGUGAGCUCUGCAUGAAUAGUGCCCAGUGUAAGAGCAAUUGCUGCCAGCAUUCGAGUGCGCUGGGCCUGGCCCGCUGCACAUCCAUGGCCAGCGAGAACAGCGAGUGCUCUGUCAAGACGCUCUAUGGGAUUUACUACAAGUGUCCCUGUGAGCGUGGCCUGACCUGUGAGGGAGACAAGACCAUCGUGGGCUCCAUCACCAACACCAACUUUGGCAUCUGCCAUGACGCUGGACGCUCCAAGCAGUGAGACUGCCCACCCACUCCCACACCUAGCCCAGAAUGCUGUAGGCCACUAGGCGCAGGGGCAUCUCUCCCCUGCUCCAGCGCAUCUCCCGGGCUGGCCACCUCCUUGACCAGCAUAUCUGUUUUCUGAUUGCGCUCUUCACAAUUAAAGGCCUCCUGCAAACCUUU